Molecule: messenger RNA, 1201 nt
Organism: Mesitornis unicolor (brown roatelo)
Lineage: Eukaryota; Metazoa; Chordata; Aves; Mesitornithiformes; Mesitornithidae
Product: forkhead box protein N1-like
Exons: 6
Biological process (GO): regulation of transcription by RNA polymerase II
Molecular function (GO): DNA-binding transcription factor activity, RNA polymerase II-specific; transcription cis-regulatory region binding
Source: RefSeq, a predicted model, not a curated record
AUGAGGAGAGAACAAAACUUCAAUAGCUUUGACACACAGAGCCACGUGCAGAUGAAUGAAAAAGCUGCAUCGUGUUCCACUCUGCAGAAAGCGCUGGCUUUUUAUGCUAAGUUGCCUCUGGGACUUCUUGAAAUCUGGUUCUCCCAUGAAGGCGAUAAUCCCAGCUAUAACUGCCAACCUUAUGAGUCAGACGGCAGGACGGAAAGGAAGAGUUCAGAGUCUUCUCACAGCCCCAGCCCUGCUUCUCCAGCCCAGGAUCAAAUUCACGGGAGAUACGCUGCAAGCCAAGGAAUUCACUGUGGCAAGAACAAAUUUAAAGCAUCUUUCAGCACUGAAAAAUUCAGACGGUACAGUUACGAGGAAAGCACUGUAGGAAAUUAUGACAGGUUUCUCAAGAGCAGCAGAAACCCCUUUCACCCUUACAAGAGGCAGAUCAGCGAAGACGUCUUCCAGGAAGCACAUCAGGCCCUUCCACCAGAAGGUUCACCCUUCAAAACCGCCAGAAGCAUCGAAGGUUUUGAAGGCCUACCAGGAUCUACAGGUCCUGACGAGUCAGAGUCAUUUCCCACACACAUCCCAAACAUCUCCACAGAACAACCAUGGUGUAACAGCCUCCAGUACAGCACCACAGGUCAAGAUCACAGUUCACAAGUCAUGCAGGAUUCAGACAUCAAGCUUAGGACAUCCCCACUGGAAGGACAGCCCGGUUUGUACUGCUACCAGCCUCAAGUACAGCAGAUGUACUGCCCCUCACACCCUUUCCAUCAGUAUCCCUCGGGAGGCAGCUAUCCUGUGACCUAUAUCACUUCUUCACACUACCCUUACCAAAGAAUUGCUCCUCAAAGCAGUCAAGAAUCCCAGCAGCCUCUAUUUCCCAAACCCAUCUACUCCUACAGCAUCCUGAUCUUCAUGGCACUCAAAAACAGCAAGACAGGGAGUUUGCCAGUCAGUGAGAUUUACAAUUUCAUGACCGAACACUUCCCUUACUUUAAGACAGCUCCAGAUGGCUGGAAGAAUUCUGUACGCCACAACUUAUCUUUGAACAAAUGCUUUGAGAAAGUCGAAAACAAGUCAGGCAAUUCUUCUCGAAAAGGCUGCUUGUGGGCUCUGAAUCCAGCCAAAAUUGAUAAGAUGCAGGAGGAGCUUCAGAAAUGGAAGAGGAAGGACCCAGUUGCUGUAAGGAAGAGUAUGGCAAAGCCAG